GGUGGUUAAGUGCUUAGUGGGGUUCGCGGGUUUGGGUAAUUUUUUUUUUUGGGGGUAGAGUGAAAUUUUUGAAAGGAAAAUGCCACCAAAGAAACGUGAAAAGGAACCUGAAACAUCAAAAAACACAAGAAUGGAUCAGAUUCAGGCGGAUCACGAAUUAUUUCUGCAAGCAUUUGAAAAACCAACACAGAUCUACAGAUUUCUGCGGACCAGGAACAUGCUAUCGCCUGUUUUUCUGAACAGAACACUUAGCUACAUGAAGCAACGCAUGUCUCGCUCUCAUAAACAUCGUAAAGGGUUUAAAGUUGACUGUUUAUUGGACAGAAUUAACAUGAAAAACAGAGAAAUGCAACCUGGUAAUCUUGAGGGGUAUAUGACCCUCACUUUUCUUGGAUUCUAUGAUAAGAAAGUGGAUACACAUCAAGAACCAGUAAAAGUAGAAACUCUUCUGCUUAAAAUUUGUCACAAAAAGAGAAAAGAUGUGUCAUCUCCUAUAAUGCAGAUGUCAGUGGGCAUCAGUGAAGUGCCCAUUAAUCCGUCCGAAGACCACCCUCCUCCAAAAGCUCCGACAAUAUCAAUACCAACAGAAUCAUUUAAUCUGUCGAAUGGUCAUCUGGUCAAGUCAUAUGUAUUGCUUUUGCGAGUUUCGUGUAUUUCAAAUGGUUUACUUAUGUCAAAUGGAGAUGGAGACACAGAACCGGCACAGAAGAGGAGGAAGUCAUCAGGUCCAGUAAAGGGAUUGUUGGAAGACACAAAAUUAUUUGGUUCUGAAUUAAUAGUUUAUGAUAAACAUAAUCGUUGCCUUCUGACUGAUGGUGAUUAUGAAUUGGUACUGCAGGAAGUACAAGCCAAUGUGAAGGGGUCACCAAAGAAACUAUCAUCCUGGGAAACCAUUGGUGAGAUAAAGGAGGAUUGUGGACCAUUUGAAGUGUUCAGUAAAGGUCCAACACUUAAAUUCCGUCUUAGUUGGACAACCGAGCCUAGUAAUGGACUAGUAGAUCGGCCAAAACCUCUCCGCCCCCAAGACCAUUCCCUGGACUCUAGCAGUAAUAAGGAGAACAGACCUGAGAGAUGCAAUAACAACAACAGCAACAUUAGCAAUGGCAACAGCAGUAGUGGGAGUAAUAACAAUGGCGGCAGUAUCACCAAUGGCACUGCCACAAGCGCCACAACUAUGUCUGUAAGUGGCGGCAGCGGACGGGUGUGCCAAGUUGAGGAGCCACAGAGGUUGCAGAUAGUCUACCAGUUCCUCUACAACAACAACAGCCGACAACAAACAGAGGCCUGUGAGGACCUUCACUGCCCCUGGUGUUCUUUGGAUUGUGUUUCUUUGUAUGCCCUUCUAAAGCACCUCAAGCUCUGUCACUCCAGGUUUACUUUUACAUAUGUGCCAAUACCACAGGGUGCUCGCAUUGAUGUAGCUAUUAAUGAAUGUUAUGAUGGGUCAUAUACUGGGAGCCCUCAUGACCUCAUCUCACAACCUCCAGGAUUUGCUUUUUCUCGCAAUGGUCCUGUGAGGAGGACAUCUGUAUCCAACAUCCUUGUUUGUCGUCCAAAACGACCCAAACCUAGCCUGUCAGAGUUUCUGGAACUUGAUGAAAAUGAAUUUGAUGGACAACGGCCCUACAUUACAGGCCAUAACAGGCUGUAUCAUCAUACAACUACAUGUUUGCCAAUUUACCCAAAAGAAAUGGAUGUUGAUUCAGAAGGAGAACAUGAUCCUAAAUGGCUGCAGACUAAGACAAUGAUGAUGAUUGACGAUUUCACUGAUGUCAAUGAAGGCGAGAAGGAACUGAUGAAGAUGUGGAAUCUCCAUGUUAUGAAACAUGGAUAUGUUGGUGACUGUCAGAUACCAUUAGCUUGCACCAUGUUCCUGGAAGUCAGAGGACAAGAACUGCUGCUCAAGAAUCUUUAUCGCAAUUUUGUGCUUCAUAUGUGUAGUCUGUUUGACUUUGGUUUGGUUAGUCCUGUUACUUUGUACACGACAAUACAACGUUUACAGGACCUAAUUGGAGAAAGUGGUGAGGUGAAGGAGGUCUUACAGAAUUCAUGGCAAGCUCAAAGGCGACAUUGGCUGGCUGGAGACAGUAAUGGACAGAGCAACCAGCAGGAGAAAACUGGUUCUGUUGAACCCAGUCUCAGAAGGAAGACAAUGUUGCAGUCUAUGCAGAUGGGAGGGGCUCAACAGCAUAGUACUACAAAGGGUCAAAUGAUGUCACUGCAUAGCCAAGGGAGGAAGUCCACACCAUCUUGCAGCAGUCUUCACAAAGGACAAGCUGCAUCCAAUUCUAUGGACUCUUCUCAACUGAAACGCAAAACCACACAAACUUCUACUCAACAGUCUUUACCUCUUGGUAAUAUACAGCAGAAUUCGUUGAAAGGACAAACGUUAGUGGGGUCAGGAGAUUCUGUAGUGAUGUUGCAGCAGAGGAGGAAGUCAGCAUCAAGUUUAGUCUCCCAAGCAAAUGUUGGUGGAGGAGAGUCCGUACUGCUGCAGCAGAGGAGAAGAUCUCUUGGUCAGCAGAAUACUGCAACACAGAGUCAUUUAGAAACACUGCCACCUUUAAGAAGAAAAUCUUUCCAUCAGCUUACUUCCACUUCUGAUCAGAGUGGUAGUAAAAGUCAAGUUUUGGCUUCACAUAACUCUCAAGGCUUAGUGUCAUCACUUGUGCCAGAAGUGGCCGCUCUGUCUCACAGAAGGAAGUCCACAUCAGGACAGAGUUCUGAUGUCAAUCAUAUGCACAGUACUCAUUCCAGCAAAAGUAAUGGAAGCUAGCCAGAUAUGUGUUCAUUAGUGUGUUAAAUUAAAGGGCUACAUUGCAUUGCCAGAAGUGUUGUUUGCUGUGGCAGUUGGACAUAGCAUAAAGUUCACUGAAUUAUGAAAAUCUUGUUCAUUUCUGAACAUAUGAACAUGCCUUUUCCUUCGUUACUUUGUAACUUUAUUGUUGCCAUUUGUGUUCAUAUUGGUUCUGGAACUUUUGAAGAGCAAUGUCCGUGUUUCUGUAUCGUGUCAUGACCAGUUCAGAAUUUAGAAUGUUCUUUUGGCCCAUGUCAGAACAAAAGUUUUCAAUGAAGAAAGUUGUCUUCUGGGUUUAGGCACCGUGUAUUCUUCGUUUUGGCCGAC
Cryptotermes secundus is the source of this 3124-nucleotide messenger RNA. RefSeq names its product polycomb protein suz12-B (gene Su(z)12). The coding region runs from base 80 to 2776 and encodes 898 amino acids. Gene Ontology annotation, molecular function: chromatin DNA binding. Gene Ontology annotation, cellular component: ESC/E(Z) complex; nucleus. The transcript has 11 exons. NCBI's taxonomy places the organism in Eukaryota, Metazoa, Arthropoda, Insecta, Blattodea, Kalotermitidae. The record is from RefSeq and is a predicted model, not a curated record.